Podospora anserina S mat+ is the source of this 1026-nucleotide messenger RNA. RefSeq lists its product as uncharacterized. The record is from RefSeq and is a predicted model, not a curated record. Bases 1 to 1026 code for a protein of 341 amino acids. NCBI's taxonomy places the organism in Eukaryota, Fungi, Ascomycota, Sordariomycetes, Sordariales, Podosporaceae. The transcript has 2 exons.
AUGAGCACAGACAACACCAUCACCACCACCUCGCCCGACCGCCUUGGUCCACAUGGACGCUACCGCCCCGGCCGCGCCCUCACCCUCUUCAAACAUCGAGCACCCGGACCAUGGGGUACACACUACAAUGGGGAACCUCCCCGUCGUUACUCCCACGUCGGCCACAACCACCAGCAGCACCCUGGCCCCCAAAGCAGCUCCCUCACCGACCGUAUCAACUUUGCGCUUGACAACCCCCCCCCCCCCAUGGAGACAAAACCUAUCGACUUUGGGGAUAUCUACGAGAUCACCAUCCCUCAAGACAUCGCCACCCGCAAAUUUAACGAUUUGGAAAACGAAGGGGGACCGCACGUGGUGAUUUGCUACAUGGACAACAAACCCAACAACACGUCCGUCGCGAAGAUAUACGACGGGUUUAAUGGAAGUUUUAAUUUUGAGGUGGAGACGCACGUCCCGGAGAGGACGGCGAGGUGGGUGAGGAUGGUGUUGAUGGAUCAUUACAAGGGGGCGGAGACGAUGGAGAAGAUUGGGAGGGCUCGUACCAUUGAUGGGACGGUGGAUCAUGGUAUGCUUCCUGAUGAGAAGACUCGGUUGGAUAUUCCACGGAAGGUGUCGGAGGCGAGUAAUAAAAUGUGGUGGAAUGUUGAGAUUGGGGUCAAUGCUCUUGGCCUGGGCAAGGUGUUGAUUCUGAGUGAUGGGAGUGUCAAGCUGUUUGGGUUUACUUGUGCGUUUGUGUACAGAUGGGUGGACCAGGAUGUUUUUGCUCAUCCUUAUCACCGUGGGGAUAGGGCGAUGAUGGGCCUACCCGCGGAGAGGUUGAAGCCUGAGUCGCCGAUUAUUCUGGGCUGGCCUGAUAGGGGGACAGGUGCCCUCGGUCCGGAAGUUGCACUUCGGCGGUGGGUUCCCGAGAGGUGGCUUGGGAAUGUGAAUUUGGCUGCCGGAAGGUUGUUGAAUACGUUUUCUGACUUGAAGGGAGAGGGUUUUAUGCCGCUGCCUCCUUGGCUUUUCCCUGCGGAAGUCUCAUAA